This is a messenger RNA of Sardina pilchardus (European sardine), 4522 nucleotides long. It is a transcript of the gene actn4, whose product is annotated as actinin, alpha 4. Gene Ontology annotation, biological process: actin cytoskeleton organization; muscle cell development. The coding region runs from base 180 to 2882 and encodes 900 amino acids. The record is from RefSeq and is a predicted model, not a curated record. The transcript has 21 exons. Gene Ontology annotation, cellular component: cortical actin cytoskeleton; cell projection; plasma membrane. NCBI's taxonomy places the organism in Eukaryota, Metazoa, Chordata, Actinopteri, Clupeiformes, Clupeidae. Gene Ontology annotation, molecular function: calcium ion binding; actin filament binding.
CCGUACUAUUACACCAUUUUUUCUCGGGUGGAGAGACAUUCUGCGGGUGUAGUGUCAGAGUAGGCUGCGCGCCGGAUAUUCCUGAUCGAACGAUACAGACGAAACAGAGUUUUAACGACUGGUCAAAUCCGCUUGCGUUAUCAAUUGAAGACAAAUAAACGCAUUCAGGUUUUGCUGACAUGGUAGAUUAUCACGCCACAAAUAAUCAAGUUCAACAAUAUCCUUCUGGCGGCCAAUACAUGGAACAGGAAAACGACUGGGACCGGGACCUGCUGCUCGACCCGGCCUGGGAGAAACAGCAGAGAAAGACAUUCACAGCCUGGUGCAACUCCCAUCUGCGCAAGGCUGGCACACAGAUUGACAACAUUGAGGAAGACUUCAGGGAUGGCCUCAAACUCAUGCUGCUAUUGGAGGUCAUUUCAGGGGAGAGGUUACCCAAGCCAGAGAGAGGCAAGAUGAGGGUUCACAAGAUCAAUAAUGUCAACAAAGCACUGGACUUCAUUGCCAGCAAGGGGGUCAAGCUGGUGUCCAUCGGUGCAGAAGAAAUUGUGGAUGGCAAUGCAAAGAUGACCUUGGGAAUGAUCUGGACCAUCAUCCUCCGUUUCGCCAUCCAGGAUAUCUCCGUGGAAGAAACCUCUGCCAAAGAGGGCUUGUUGCUGUGGUGUCAGAGGAAGACUGCUCCCUACAAGAACGUCAAUGUGCAGAACUUCCAUAUCAGCUGGAAGGAUGGGCUGGCUUUCAACGCGCUCAUCCACAGACACAGGCCUGAGUUGAUUGACUAUGACAAGCUUAGAAAGGAUGAUCCAGUGACCAACCUGAAUAAUGCUUUCGAAGUGGCUGAGAAAUACCUUGACAUCCCCAAGAUGUUGGAUGCAGAAGACAUCGUGGGCACACUGCGGCCCGACGAGAAGGCCAUCAUGACCUAUGUCUCCUGCUUCUAUCACGCCUUCUCUGGCGCCCAGAAGGCUGAAACGGCAGCCAAUAGGAUCUGUAAGGUCUUGGCUGUCAAUCAGGAGAAUGAACAUCUAAUGGAGGACUAUGAGAAACUGGCCAGUGAUCUGCUGGAGUGGAUCCGCAGGACCAUCCCCUGGCUGGAGAACCGCGCCCCGGAGAAGACCAUGGCGGAGAUGCAGCAGAAGCUGGAGGACUUCCGGGACUACCGCCGCGUGCACAAGCCGCCCAAGGUUCAGGAGAAGUGCCAGCUGGAGAUCAACUUCAACACGCUGCAGACCAAGCUGCGCCUGAGCAACCGGCCCGCCUUCAUGCCCUCUGAGGGACGCAUGGUGUCUGACAUUAAUGGAUCCUGGCACAAGCUGGAGGGAGCGGAGAAGGGCUACGAGGAGUGGCUCCUCAAUGAGAUCCGCCGCCUGGAGAGGCUAGACCACUUGGCUGAGAAGUUCCGUCAGAAAGCUACUAUCCACGAGGCUUGGACCGAUGGUAAGGAGGCAAUGCUGACCCAGAAGGACUUUGAGACGGCCUCCCUGUCUGAGGUGAAGGCUCUGCUCAAGAAACACGAGGCCUUUGAGAGCGACCUGGCUGCACACCAGGACCGCGUGGAACAGAUCGCCGCCAUCGCCCAGGAGCUCAAUGAGCUGGACUACUACGACUCCCCAAGUGUGAACGCACGUUGUCAGAAGAUCUGCGAGCAGUGGGAUACCCUGGGCUCUCUCACCCAGAAUCGCAGGGAAGCUCUGGAGCGGACAGAGAAGCAGUUGGAGUCCAUUGAUGAACUGUACCUUGAGUAUGCCAAGAGGGCAGCGCCUUUCAACAACUGGAUGGAGGGAGCUAUGGAGGACCUGCAGGACAUGUUCAUUGUGCACAACAUCGAGGAGAUCCAGGGGUUGAUCACAGCUCAUGAGCAGUUUAAAUCCACUCUGCCUGAGGCCAAUAAGGAGCGAGAGGCCAUUCAGGCCAUCCAGGCUGAGGUGCAAAAGAUUGCCCAGUACAACGGCAUCAAGCUGGCUGGAGCCAAUCCCUACACUUCCAUCACUCCUGAGAGCAUUGAUAGUAAAUGGGACAAGGUGCAGCAGCUAGUGCCCCAGCGUGACCAGGCUCUCCAGGAGGAGCUUGGACGCCAGCAGUCUAAUGAUCACUUGCGGCGCCAGUUUGCCAACCAGGCAAACAUCGUUGGACCAUGGAUUCAGAACAAGAUGGAGGAGAUUGGUAGGAUAUCCAUUGAGAUGAAUGGAACACUGGAGGACCAGCUGACCCACCUGAGGCAGUAUGAGCAGAGCAUCAUUGAGUACAAGCCCAACAUCGACCAGCUGGAGGGAGACCAUCAGCUCAUUCAGGAGGCCCUAAUCUUUGACAACAAAUACACCUCCUACACCAUGGAGCACCUGCGGGUGGGCUGGGAGCAACUGCUCACCACCAUUGCACGCACCAUCAAUGAGAUUGAGAACCAGAUCCUCACACGCGACGCCAAGGGCAUCAGCCAGGAACAGCUGCAUGAGUACCGUACUUCCUUCAACCACUUUGAUAAGGAUCACAGUGGUGCUCUGAUGGCUGAGGAGUUUAAGGCCUGCCUGAUCAGUCUGGGCUACGACGUGGAGAACGACAAACAGGGUGAUGCUGAGUUUGCACGCAUCAUGGGCAUUGUGGAUCCCAACAACAGUGGAGCAGUCACCUUCCAGGCCUUUAUCGACUUCAUGUCCAGAGAGACAACAGACACCGAUACGGCCGACCAGGUUAUCGCCUCCUUCAAGAUUCUGGCUGGUGACAAGAACUUCAUCACGGCAGAUGAGCUGAGGAGAGAGCUGCCUCCUGACCAGGCCGAGUAUUGCAUUGCGCGCAUGGCUCCCUAUGCGGGCCCUGAUGCCACCCCUGGAGCCCUGGACUACAUGUCCUUCUCCACCGCGCUCUACGGAGAGAGUGACCUCUAAAAGCACACACGCCAGGGGCAGACACCAGCUGUGGAUCAGGCAGGGGGAGAGGGAAGAGAGGGGCAAAAGAAUGCUCUGGGGGGAGGGGGGUGCUUACCGAGGCUUGCCAUGUUCAGAGCAGUUUAUCACCUGCUUCUGGGUUCAGCGGUAGCUCUAUAUUUUAAUAUUUUUUUUGUUGUCGUUUGUUUGUGUGUUUGGAGGGAAGGGAGGGAAGAGGCGGUAGGGGAGGGGCCUAAACCCAUUUGGCAGAUAGAGAUCUGGAGAUGUGCAAGGUUUAGACAAAUAAACACAAUGAUUUAUGGAUGGAGGAGAAUUAUGGAGGAGCUAAAAUGUCCUGUGCCCUCACACAACCCAAUUUGCUGGAUAAGUGGAACUUGGACAUUUAACCUCAACCUUUUCAUUUUUUUUUUUUUUUUUUUUUUUUGUCUUUUCUCCUGAUUUUUAUUUUGAAAUGCUCACUUCCAGCAAAUGUGAGUUAACGGGUUAAGUGCUGUACAUACUUAUUUUUCCCAGUAUGCAAAAUACAUUCAGAUAAUACUUGGCAGGCUUUUAGGGCUUCUGGAUGAUCAUAAAUUAAAAAAAAAGUAUGAAAUAGUGAAAUAAAGACAGCAGUUUCAUUUUUGCAGAGUACUGUAGAUAGGUUUGCGUUAAGGCUAAGUUUAAAUUCUUAUCUCCUGUAGAACCUUUUUCUUAUGACUGUUGAAUGGUACACAUGCGUGGGAAUGCCUAGGACCUCUAAAAUGCCUUGGAGCGUCAAUCCAUACUAAACACCUUCUACUGGCUUUUGACUUGAGUUUGCAGUUUGCAGUAUCCCUCCCCUAACCCUUUCCCUCCUCCUUUGUCAUAAGUUAACAUCAAGUUCAUCCAUGACGCCCAACCAUCCGUGAUGAAUUUGUGAAUGUCCAUGUUUGUCGGCAUCAACAAGCUAAGCAAAUGAUACUGGCACUGAAAGAUGGAUUUGAAUAGUAACCCCCUCCUGCCUUAAACAUAACAAUGAGAGACGGUCACCACACCACCUCUUGAAUAGGUGGGGAAAGUGAAAGAAAAGCUUCAAAAGUAAUGUGCCUGGUAGUGGCUGAGGCCCUGACCUGUCUCUUUAUCUCUUUCUGCCUCCCUCCAUCCUCCGGAGUCUUGACCCCCACAGCAAAGGCCAGGGGCAGAGAGAGCGGAGGAGGGACAGGAAGGGGCGGAGUUUUAACAUUCCAUAUUGUCUUAAAGAAAGGAUAUUACUGUAUUCUGAUCUAUGCAAUCAUAUAUAUAUACAAUGUAAACCAUGUUCUGAGGGGGAAAUUGAAAGAAUUGAGCGGUCAUCUGAUUGGUGUGAUAUGUUCCAAAUGAUUUCCUGUGAUAUCAGUGAGGGAAAGGGUUGGAGAGGUCGUGGCAAUGUUUGGAGGGAGAAGGGGAGAAAAAGAGGAGGAAAAGAAGACGUUGACUAAAAGCCUGUUCUUUUUCCUGCCAGGUUGGAAAGCAUUGAACUUAAACAAAAUCGUGACUUUCUUCAUUUUUUUUUGUACUCUUUAAUAUCAAACCUGAUCUGCUGUACUGGUUUGUUUGCUAAGAAACAAACAAAACCUGCUUUCUGUCUCAAGUGAAUUUCACAUGCACACAUAAAGUUUCCUUAUAAAAUAUUACCACUUGAA